Prorocentrum cordatum is the source of this 285-nucleotide messenger RNA. The record is from the annotation of a GenBank genome assembly. Lineage: Eukaryota; Dinophyceae; Prorocentrales; Prorocentraceae.
AUGGAGCGCCUCAGCCUCUUCGGGCCCAGCGACAGGCAAGGCGUGCAGGGGAGCUUCGGGCCGGCCGUCGUGUCCAGCGCCUGCGACGCGCCGGAGACCAGCGUCUCCAGCCUGGAGGACCUCUUCGAGCUGCUGCAGUUCGUACUCGGCGCUGUGGCCGCCGCGGGCCAGGGCCGGAAGGGGAAUUUCCGGCGGCGGCCGGAGUUCCACGCGCUGCAAGUGGCGCUAGACCUGCAUGGGUUCGGUCUCGUGCACGUGGAAUGCGUCGACGAUUCGCACCGCUGA